Lineus longissimus is the source of this 969-nucleotide messenger RNA. RefSeq names its product histone-lysine N-methyltransferase PRDM9-like. Gene Ontology annotation, cellular component: chromosome. The record is from RefSeq and is a predicted model, not a curated record. The transcript is spliced from 2 exons. Bases 1 to 969 code for a protein of 322 amino acids. Gene Ontology annotation, biological process: regulation of transcription by RNA polymerase II. NCBI's taxonomy places the organism in Eukaryota, Metazoa, Nemertea, Pilidiophora, Heteronemertea, Lineidae. Gene Ontology annotation, molecular function: chromatin insulator sequence binding.
AUGGCUCGUGCAGUAUUCUUGCAAAGCUCCACCCCGCGUACCGCAAAAGAAAUUACAACAUCUGGACACGACAAACAAAGCGAUGCUGAUUCUUCGAUAACCGGAACGAAGAGGCGCCUCGCGUUUGGCUCGGGCAAAACCAGAUCCAAAAAGCUGCCGUCCUUUGCCACAUUCUUCAGCGAUUUCUAUCCUGCAGAUACGCCGAAGUUCGACCUUAUUUUCGGCGAAGAUGAGAGACGAGAAUUGCAAAACGAUAUCGUGGAUACGACUGAGGAAAGCUCACAGACACUAAAGACAUACUUUGACGAGACCACGUCUGACACGUGGGAAGUGGAUGAUGAAUCCCCGCCAAAGAAUAUCCUCCCCGUUAACGCCGAGUCAGCUAUUGAUGCAUCCCAGAGAACUUCGGAGUGGGUUACGUCCGUUACAAUGAGUUUUCGUGCAUGCCUCAUCGAACCGUAUCCCAAUCUGUCGUCAGUCCGUAAAACGUCCAAGUUGUCGGCUGUCCCGGUAAUUCCCAAGAACGACACGAGAAGAGCCAGUUACAACUUCCAUGGUCUUGUGAUGAGCGGUCGUAAAGAGAAACAAGAGAACAUGUCGUACCAAUGCCGCAUCUGCCGCCGUGACUUCACCAGCCGAAUAGGUCUCCAGAAUCACUCCCGUGUGCACAGCGUCCAAGGGAAUCAAUACGAGUGCAAGAAAUGCCAGACGAUUUUCGCCACGAAGACGAAGCUCACUGCCCACCUGAAGCUCCACCGACCACUCCCCUACUCCCACUGUAGCAAGUGCGAGAACCCGUUAACCAUGUCUGAUGAGCACGGACUUCAACCACAUUUUUGUCCUAUCUGCGGCUUGUCGUUCGUCGCGAAAGAUUGUCUUCUACAGCAUAUCAAUCAUCUUCAUCCACAGUAUUGUCCGCUAUGUGCUGUCCCGAUCGCGUGGUUAGGCCCGCAUAAACAUACAAACUAA